AUUCAAUAAAUAUCGAGUCGAGCUUUUCUUGAAUCAAACAAGAUGGCCCUUGAAGAAUAUUCGCUUCCCAAUGAAGCGGCUGAACUGCUACGCAAAGGCAUCCUGCAAAACCCUCUGCUGGCUUCGAAUGUCCCUGCAGAUGGCAACACCCUGGCUGCGUUCGUGGAAUUCUCUGGAAACGCAAAGCCCAGCAUCCCGGUGAACUGGCGCUUUGCGGAGAGUAUCUCCGCCCUUAAAGGCCUAGAAGCUCUCUGGCUGAACGCUUUGCUGAGAUCGAAAUAUAACCGCGAGCCUGUGCAUGUCCAAAUCGAUACCGACCAUGCGACCCUUUUUAUCAUGUCCACCCUCUUACUUGAUGUGGUUGAUGACCAAGGCCUGACACUUGGUGCCUCUUCGGGUCCAAUACAGCGCCUGAUGAAGAUUUUCCCAGCUCCUGGCGAAGAUCCCGAACAGGGUAGUCUAUAUCGUGCGGCGCUCACCAACAUCUACAAGACCAAGGACGCUCGGUUCUACCACGUUCACGGCAGCCUAGAUGCAACCCCUUCACUGACCGCAUUAAACCUCCCUCUGGAGUACGAUGCGCCCUCAACACUAGAUGCAAUCGAAUUGAUUCAACACCGCGUGUCAGAGUUUGACUCUCAAGAGCUCGACGCAUUGAUGAACGAGAAAUUCCGCCAAGCCGGGACAAUCUGCUACACGACGGACGAAUACAUGAAUACUGAUCAUGGGAGACAAAACGCGGAUGCCGGUCUGUACGAGCUUCAGCAUAUUUCCAGCGAAGCCCAGAAGCCGGUUUGGUGGAACAGCACCCCUGACACCGGGGUUGCUCGCCCGCUUGCAGGUCUUAAGGUAGUGGAUCUGACACGCGUGAUUGCUGGUCCCUCCAUUGCACGGGGACUAGCAGAGCAUGGCGCCAGCGUUAUGCGCGUGACUGGCCCCGGGGUUCUUGACGCUUACGCACUUCAUGCGGACCUGAACUGGGGGAAGUGGAACUGCUCGAUCGAUCUGAAAACAGAGCGAGGGAAAGAGGAGCUACGCCAGCUGAUUCGCGGCGCAGACAUCGUCCUUGAUGGGUAUCGGCCAGGUGUGAUGGAGAAGCUUGGGUUUGGAAGGGAGGCCGUCCUGGAAAUUGUGAAAGACAGACCCUUCGGAUUGAUCUAUGCUCGUGAAAACUGCUAUGGCUGGCACGGGCCCUGGAAAGGCAGAAGUGGGUGGCAACAAAUCAGUGAUGCGGUAUGCGGUGUCUCUUAUCAGUAUGGAAGGGCAACAGGCCACGAUGAGCCCGUCACUCCGAUAUUCCCAAAUUCUGACUACUGUACCGGUGUCGCUGGGCUCUGUGGCAUCAUCGAUGCUAUCAUCCAGAGGGCCGAACGAGGGGGCUCCUUCUAUGUCGAUACGGCGCUUAACUACUAUUCACAAUGGCUAGUGAAUUCUGUUGGAGAGUAUCCAAAAGAGGUCUGGGAAGAGGUAUGGCAGAGACACGGUCGGCUGUCAUUCCGCCACUACGACAAUAUGCCUGCGACGAUCCCGGCUGUCAUGAAUUCACUCUCGACCAACUGCGCACCACAGCUGUUCCAGCCUCGCUUCUUCGAGGUUCGCUAUUCGGCUGCCGUGGAUCGCCAUUUCAAGUCUGUGCGGCCUAUUCUCACAUUCCCUGGCAGCGAAGUGACCCCCAAGUUUAAUGUGGGCACCCGGAGCAACGGGCACGAUGCUGCCCGUUGGCCAGAUGACCUUCGCCAGGAGAUCAUUGCUUAAGGCUGGCGAUAAUUGCCAUGCGGUCUGGUUGCACUGGCGUCGAGAUAAUGAGAAGCUUCCAAGGCCAAGCGUCGUAGAUGUCCUGUAGAAACUAGUAUGACUGAGAGACCAAGGAUUGGAAAUUCUUUUCUCAAGAAGGCAGGAUCUCAUUCAUGACAUGACAAGAAGAACCAGAAUGCAAUCUCGGAUCACAUUCUCAGAAUCUCCGCAAGGCCUGGGCAACCUUGAUCAGAGGCAUUAUGUGCUCUGCACAUUUUCAUAAACCUUAAAUUGUCCAAAUAAGGCAA
Messenger RNA from Aspergillus homomorphus CBS 101889, 2042 nucleotides. RefSeq names its product alpha methylacyl-CoA racemase. The coding region runs from base 43 to 1755 and encodes 570 amino acids. The record is from RefSeq and is a predicted model, not a curated record. Lineage: Eukaryota; Fungi; Ascomycota; Eurotiomycetes; Eurotiales; Aspergillaceae. The transcript has 6 exons. Gene Ontology annotation, molecular function: catalytic activity.